ACACACACUGGGGGCAAUGUUAUCGACACUGAAAGGGCACAUGAGGGCAAAAUUACAUUAAAGAAUGGAUUAAAGCUGAACAUAAGGCAUAACCCAGUGCUCUGGCUUUUCCAGAAAAAGUCUAAGAUAUCUGCCUCCCGGAAGCUGAUGCUGAAGAGCCUGAUGGUAGCCAGGGCGAAGGAGGAGCUUGACCAGGAAUUGCUGGAAAAGGAAGAGGAGAAGGAGCGGUACCUUGCAGAGAAUGUACCUCCGCCAAAAACAAGUGGCUUGUCCCUUGUCGAAUUACAGGAACUCUGUCGCGAGCUGCAUGCCAAGAUCGAUGUGGUGGAUGAAGAGAGAUAUGAUAUUGAAGCCAAAGUGCUACACAACACCAGAGAGAUCAAGGACCUGAACAUCAAGGUGCUGGACCUAAGGGGGAAGUUCAAACGACCCAACUUGAGGAGGGUGCGGGUAUCUGCCGAUGCCAUCUUGCGCUCUUUGCUAGGCUCCAAGCACAAGGUGUCCAUGGACCUAAGGGCAAACCUCAAAUCUGUGAGGAAGGAGGACACUGAGAAGGAGAGACCAGUUGAAGUCAGCGACUGGAGGAAGAAUGUAGAGGCCAUGUCUGGCAUGGAAGGCAGGAAGAAGAUGUUUGAUGCUGCCAAGGGUACUGCACAGUGAGCAGGGUGCAACAAUAUCAAGCAAGAAGACAAAAAGAGGAUGACCAACAAUAGCAAGCAAGAAGACAAAGAGAGGAUGGCCAAAUAGCCAAUUAUCCAUCCAGCUGUUGUGUAACGCCUUUAUGUCCUUCACUAUGGUCUGAUUUGUGCAACUGCCUAAUAGGGAAGGUUGAUUGAAUUAUUUCACACAUAUGCCUAACAGUUCAUUUUAUAAAAAUUAAUCCUGCUUGUAUACUACAACAUUGCCAGUUAUACAAUAUUCUGUAGCAGGGGUAUCAAACUCCAGUCCUGGGGGGCCAGAGCCCGGCACGUUUUUGGGUUUCCCCUCAUUUAACACACCUGAUUCAGCUCCUUGUGCUAAUUACCACACAGCUCUUGAGCUGAAUCAUUUGUGGUGGAACAGGGAAAAAACUAAGUUACAAGAGACUCCGGCCCCCCAAGACUGGAGUUUGACACCCCUGACUAAGAGUAUUCACAUUCUAUUAGGUAGUGUGUUUGUAUUCUACAAAGUGAAGAGAAUGCUAAGUAGUGUGUUUUCAUUAUAUUCUAGAUUUUUAACAGUCUACAAAGUGGACAUUUGACCAAAAAGUCAGAAUAUAAAAUUGACUUUUAUACUAAACAUCCAAAUUAUCUCUAUAAAUACAUAUCAAAGCAACUGAAAUGUGCAUCCUUUCAAAACAACAUUUUCAUUCAAACUUAUUGGAUGGAUAGUUUGGAAGAUGUAAGGAUGAAAAAUCCUCCCUGCCAUUAGCGUUUUUAUCAAACAAAAUAAAGAAUACGUGUUUUUUUUUUUUUGCGGCAGAUGAAUAGUAUCAAUGGGGUUACUUCACAUUUACAGAAAAGUGGUUGCUCAAUGUUUUUGACCAGAACUGUAACUGUCAGGCAAAUACAGAACAAAGGAACAUGAAUAAAGCAAAAAGAAAAAAAAAUGUUUUUCAAUCAAGUAACUGACAUCAGCUGUCACUCUUGGUUGCUGACAGACAGCCUUGAAUAAUUAUGUAAAACAAAUUAUCUUCUUUGGAUCUCUGGCCUUAUGUCAGCUGGCGGAAUCUAUAGUAGAUUUAUUUGAAAUUGUGUUUGCGUCGGUCCUGACAAAACAAUAAAGAGGGUUUCUCAUAAUCAUAAAA
Messenger RNA from Brienomyrus brachyistius, 1786 nucleotides. Its product is annotated as troponin I, slow skeletal muscle-like. Bases 148 to 660 code for a protein of 170 amino acids. The transcript is spliced from 6 exons. The record is from RefSeq and is a predicted model, not a curated record. Gene Ontology annotation, biological process: muscle contraction. NCBI's taxonomy places the organism in Eukaryota, Metazoa, Chordata, Actinopteri, Osteoglossiformes, Mormyridae. Gene Ontology annotation, cellular component: troponin complex.